CAGCAAUACGUUGUUAGUAUUUGUGCUCUUAUGGUACCGACUCAGAAUACCAGUUGAACAGAGGUCAAAUACCACAUAUUAGGUUCUAAUACUUAUCACCGAGUUUAAAAUUUUUUUAGAAGAUUUCUGGCGUGAUUCUUAUCGGUUAACAAUGAUAAAUCGAUAAUUAUAGCGGUAAAAAUAUUCUUAGCCUUUGAAAAUUGAAUCACGAUACAAAGCGAAAUUAAGUCAAACACAUGAUAAACUGUAUAAAAUACCAAAUUAAACGUCCAGAUAUUGUUAGAAGAAAUCAAGAAGAAGCACAAAACGCUACGUUGUACAUUUUAAAACAGUACGGACCAACUUACUAUUUGUUACAAGAUGAUUCAAAGAGAAAAUACAGAGUACACCUAGGUGAUGUACAUACUUGUUCAUGUAGUGACUAUACGAAAAAUCAUGAACUAUGUAUUCAUUUAUGCUGGAUUUUAAUCAAACGGUUCAAAGUAGAUCCUAAUAAUCCUGUGUCAUGGCAACGUGGAUUAGUUGAACGUGAAAUAGCAGCUCUUUUAAAUGGACAAUACUCAGAAGUGAAUCAAGUCACAAAUGUGACCGAAUCUAAUAAUAAGGUUCUAGAUGGGGAUAAUAAAUUUGAUGAAAAGCUUUCAUGUAAUGUACAACGGAAAAUUGCAGAGAACGAUGUUUGCCCAAUAUGUCAAGAGGAUCUUUUUUCGCAUAUACGACAACCAGUAACAUUUUGUCGUAAAAAUUGUGGAAACAGUGUACAUAUACGAUGUAUGAAAGUUUGGACAGAUCAUCAAAGAAGGCAAAACAAUUUAGGUUACAGUAAUUUUGUGAAAUGUCCUAUUUGUCGUGAAGACUUUGCACCAUUACAUGUACUGAUUCGUGAAUAUGCAGAAACUAUGAAAGUGGUAGACAUGACAAAAUCUGCUAAAUUAAGACAUCCUAUCAAUAGGAUUGCUAUUAUUGGUCAAGCAAAUAAUGAUACACAGAAGAAAUUGAAUGUUGAAACAAGUCAAACAAAACAUUCCAACACUCGAUGCUUAUCAUGUUUAUGCUCGCCAAUAUUUGGUAAUAUUUAUCGUUGUGAAAUUUGUCAUCAGCUAGGACAAGAGGAAAAUAUCAAUCCGUUCUUAUGUUCCAUGUGUUUUCGUGGUGAUAAGCAUUCACAACAUGAUCGAUUUGUUUAUAGAGAGAUACCACAUGGAAAAUGGCUUGAUGUACCGUCAAAUCGAGGUGCUAUUAAAAAUUUGACUGGACAAUUUGUUAACGAAUUGCAAGAAACCAAUGGCAAUCUUCGAUUAAACUCAACGAAUCGAUCUAAUAACAACUAUUGGUUGUUAAUCGACGCGGAAUGUAAACCAUUGCAAUUAGCUGAAUUGGCACAAAUUCGUCAAUGGACAAUAAGAAUGUCAAGAAAUCAUUCAGAUUACAUUCUGUCACAUAUACUGGGCGAGAAAGAAGAAACUAACAACGAUUAUGAAGCGAAAUCAUCAUCAUCAUCAUCGAUGAAACGAAGGCCAUUCAUAAAUUCGAGUAUAUUUUCCACAGGAUUAUUAUCACCAGGACGUCAAUGUCUGAUUUGUUUAAUGUCUUUUAAAGUGAACGAUCAAGUUAGGCGGCUUUCACCUGGAUGUCAGCAUGUGUUUCAUUCGGAUUGUAUCGAUCCAUGGCUACUACAUAAGUCAUCGAAAUGCCCAAUUGAUAAUGUACCCGUACGACCUAAGAAACCAAUCAAUGAAAAAUCAUCUACUGAUCGUACACUGAAACAACAAAUAAACCAUGACAACAUGAUUGACUACAAUUUGAGCGAGUUGAAAAUCUGCGCAAAACAUAUUGAAGGUAAAGAGAAACAACUACCACCAGCAUCAGCAGCAUCAGCAACAGCAAAGUUAGUAGGAGUUCAUUCUUCUUCUUCUUCUAAAGCAGAGAGUUCAAACAAUCAUGCACUGAGAUUAAGAAAAAUUUGAUUGUCUAUAGUGUUGUAUUGUUUUAGCCAGCCGGAAAACAGAAUCAAGAUUGUGCGAAAACACAAUUCCAAAUUAAUAUUUUAGGUUGAAAUGAAAGAGAAUGUUUUUGAAUAUUAUUAUCAAAAAUCACGUUAUACUCUUCUUAACAUUUGAUAUCUUUAGUAUUAUUAUUAAUAAAAUUUUUUUGCCGUUUUUAA
Schistosoma turkestanicum is the source of this 2164-nucleotide messenger RNA. The record is from the annotation of a GenBank genome assembly. Lineage: Eukaryota; Metazoa; Platyhelminthes; Trematoda; Strigeidida; Schistosomatidae.